UUAUACAUACCAUAUAAAAAUGGCUCAGAACUUAAUGGUUUGUCAAUUCUGUGAAACUUCAAAUGAACCAAAAUAUAAAUGUGUAAAUUGUGAUUUAAUUCUGUGUGAGGGAUGUAAAAUUAAAAUUCAUACAAAAAUAAAGAAAACUGAAGUUCACCAGGUACUUGAUCUAAAAGAAUUCAAUAACUUAGGAGCAAGUGAAACUAUUCGUCAUUUAGACCUGAAAGAUAUUCAAUGUUCAAUUCACAAUGCAGAACAAUGCAUUAUUUAUUGUGAGGAUUGUAAGGUGUUGCUUUGUGCAGUUUGUCUUCUAGAAUCCCACCAAACUCAUACUCUAGCAAAAAUCACUGAAGUGUAUCAUAAAAAGGUAAAAGAACUUCAAGAGUUGGAAAACAAGAUUCACCAGGAAUUGCCUUUUUAUGCUGACCUUGAAAAAGAACUGAAACAGACUCAAACUGUGGAAAAUGACCAAUACAAUGAAAUAAAAAAAAGGAUUUUGAAAAAGGAAAGUGAACUUAAAGAAAAUAUCACUAAGCAAAGGGAGAAUCUAAUCACAGAGUUAGACAAGCUGUGGAAGCCAAGGGAAGACGAAAUUUCAAAACAGUUGACAGAUACUGCCGAAAAAUGUGAUGCCCUUGCAAGAAACAAAGCUCAAAUUGAAGAGACUUUCCAAUCCCACAUUGCAGAUGAUAUUUUUACAGCUUCUGGUAAACUGGACAAAGAUUUACCUACAAGACCAGGGAAUACAAUAUCUGAACAAAAAAUAUUAUUUUCAGAAACAAGAUUUAGUCUUGAACAUCAUGAAGAAGUCUUUGGUUCUUUAUUUACCAUUCCUGAGUUUAGAAUCACUGGAUCAUUUAGAUUAGAAAUACAAGACAGCAUCUACAGGAUUCAAACUUUGGGAAAUAAUACUAAUAUAUUGUGUACUUUUAAAAAAUCAACACUCAAAUCCUUUGAACUUAAAGAUUCCAAAUGUAUCACUACAAGUGUAGCAAAUGAUACUGAAGUAGAUAUUAUUGAUAUGACUAAAGCACAGGAUAAUAAAUUAUUUUUCACUGUUUUUAAAUCGGUGCCUUUUAAAUCAUCAGAAGUCAAACACCUAUCAAUUUGUACACCAGACAGUAAAGUAGAAACAUUUACCUCUAUUUCACCACAUGAUGCCCAAGGAAUUCAUGCAACUAACAAUAACAUUCUAAUAGGAUUUAGGGAUGCUGGUCAACUGUUUCCACUAAAAGAGGAAAGUAGAAGAGGAAUACUUGUGUAUGACUAUAUCUGUAGACAUAUGAGAACAUAUGAGUAUGAUACAAACAAUCAGAGAUUAUUUACCUUGCCAGAUGUAAUCACAACCAAUAUAAAUGAGGACAUCUGUGUAAUUGAUAAGACAAACAAUAAACCAUGGGAAGGUAGGGUGGUUGUCCUUGGCAAACAUGGGAACCUAAAAUGGACUUACAAAGGUCAUCCCCGCAUAAAUUCUAAAUAUAAGUUUAAUCCUGCAGACAUAAAGACCACUUCAAAAGGUUUAAUGUUAGUCUCAGACAGGGACAGCAAUGCUGUUCACAUGUUAUCUAUGGAAGGUUGUCUGGUCACUAGUCUGAAUGAAAGUCAUGGUAUUGAGAGACCUGUGGCUCUGAAUAUAGAUCAAUCUGGUCAGCUACAAAUAGGAUGUUAUGAAUAUAAAAGUAGGCAGAGUAAAGUUCUCACUGCUGAUAUUUCAUGA
Mytilus trossulus (common blue mussel) is the source of this 1717-nucleotide messenger RNA. RefSeq lists its product as uncharacterized. Gene Ontology annotation, molecular function: zinc ion binding. The transcript has a single exon. The coding region runs from base 20 to 1717 and encodes 565 amino acids. The record is from RefSeq and is a predicted model, not a curated record. Lineage: Eukaryota; Metazoa; Mollusca; Bivalvia; Mytilida; Mytilidae.